AGUGAACCUUGUGAAGGAUAUUACGUUCACAAACAGGAAGAAAGAGGAAAACGCUACCUGACAGCAGUUUCAUAAUAUUAACGAAAUUAGUCAGCCCUUUUCGAAAUUUACGUCGUCGUAUGGAUAAUGUCUUUAAAGCGACUUGGGUAUUGUUGCAGAAUUAAGUGCUUUAGUUCAUUUAAAAUUGACAUGCUUUCUUGUGUCUAAAAGCUAAGGCUAAUGCUAACCUUGGCUAAAGCUCAAUAAUCAGUUAAUCUAGUCGGCUCACUCUUGGAUCACUUAAGAAAGGCUUGUUGUCGUAAUGAGAUAGACAAAUAACAAAAGAUGGUACAAGUUAAUAAGUUAAUAGUUAAAACCACUCGUUCCGCUACACCUCUGGGUUGCUAGCUUAAUAGUUAGCUUUAAUAGCAGAUUCAGCGCGAAGCAACUUUUGAGUUUAACGGUAUGCUGCCGAAGCAAGAGCAUUAGAGUUGUCCUUGUUGUAACUCAUUCAGGAGUGCAUUACUCAGACUCACUUUAUAAUAAAAGUGAACUUGUCGAACUUAAAACCUGCCACAGUCGAAAAUACCGUCACUCCUUAUGGCUACCUUAGGCUUUACUCCUGCCAGCGCACAGGAUGUUUUCAGCAUUGAAACAGCCGAGCAGUCUAGCUCUACAACAAGCGCUGUACUUAGUGGGAAAGAAGCUAGGGACUUCUAUGAAAAUUUACUGAAAGAUGGUAAAGCGCACGGUUUAACAAGCAGUGCAGUUAGCGAGACAGAUGAUGGCAGGGAGCAUAAGAAUAAACAGAAGAAGAGAGAGUCUAGUAGAAGAGUGAGGAGAGUCAGGACUGCAGAGACAGACAGGAGUCAAACCGACUCUGUGGUGCAGAGAAGCAGAAAUGGUGAAAGUGAAGGCAGCCAAAGAAGAGAGACAAGUGACUCGGAGAGAUUGAUGGAGCUCCUGGGGCUCAGGUUGCUGCGCUGUGCCCAGGAGGGGGACAUCUCUGGGCUCAAAGACCUGCUCACAAAGGGGGUCGACAUCAACUUCCAGGACACUUACUUCUGGACUGCGAUGAUGUGUGCGAGCUGGUCAGGACAAAGAGCCGCUGUGAAGCUGCUGCUGCAUCACGGAGCAGCCUGGGUUGGAGUGGUUGAUACACAGGGCAGGGAUGCCAAAGACCUGGCACUGGAAGCUGGCCACAGUGAGGUAUUGGAGGAGUUGGAGAGCUAUGGAAGAAGCCCACAGCAGGACACACAAUCUGAUAACAGUGCUGCCCAGCCUCAAUGGUGCGAUAUGUGUUGCACAGAGUACAGCAGCAGCCUGUCAUCACAUCUCUCCUCCACUCUUCAUCAGUUCAGUUUGCAACGUCCUCCACCCACCCCCUACUACUGUUUGCCCCCCUCCAGCAACAGCUACAAAAUGAUGGUCCGUUGUGGCUGGAAACCAGGGACGGGGCUGGGACCAGAGGGUGAGGGACCUAAACAGCCAGUGUCAACUGUGCUGAAGAGAGACCAGAAAGGCCUGGGCUAUGGACGAUUAAAAAGAGCCAAAGUUACGCACUUCCAAGCCCGAGAUCAUGAUGCAGUUAAACCACCCUUUAAGGAUUCAGAGAAGAGGGAAGGAAAAGGACAAAGAAAGGAAGAACACAGGAGAAAGGAGCAAAAACAUAAGAACUGGGAAAGAGAUUUUCGGGCUUCUUUUUAUCUUUGACAUUUGCUUCCACUGACUUUUCUACACGGCCUACCUCAAUCCUCAUCUGAAAGUAAAUCAUUAAACGUGUAUUAUCAAGACAAGCUGUACCUUUUUUUUUAAUUAAGCAAUACAUGUAUUACAUUCAGUGACAGUAAUUGAUUUAUUUCAUCUUCAUCAUGAUUGUAUGCCUAAAUAUGGUAAGUGUACUGCUUACACAGUCUCAGAAGGUGCUAUAAAUAGAUUUUAGUUUGUGACCAUCAUGCUGCUGCUUAUCUUUGUUUUUUAUGUCAUGUAUUCAGGACACGGACUUGUGCAGUAACACAAAUAGGGACCUCUCCCUUUGUUACUACACCGUGUACCUUCUCACCUUGUUUAACACAUGACUGCUGAGCCAUAUUUGUGAAAUUAGGUGAGAUGGUACCUGGGUGCAAGGUUGUGCAAAUGUUACAUAUGAGAGAAUAUUAAUUUUCACUUAAGAUAUUUUAGAUGGAGUUGUAAAGAAGUUACAGUACCCAGUAGCUCUGCAGCCUCAUGUGUAAGAAAUAAAUACAUGGUUUAUGUUUCACGGAGAGGCAAUUAAAGUAUGGCACCUGUCAGCCUGUUUAUAUU
This is a messenger RNA of Scatophagus argus, 2283 nucleotides long. RefSeq names its product G patch domain and ankyrin repeats 1 (gene gpank1). The transcript has 4 exons. Lineage: Eukaryota; Metazoa; Chordata; Actinopteri; Scatophagidae. Gene Ontology annotation, molecular function: protein binding; nucleic acid binding. The coding region runs from base 580 to 1692 and encodes 370 amino acids. The record is from RefSeq and is a predicted model, not a curated record.